This is a messenger RNA of Cygnus atratus (black swan), 963 nucleotides long. RefSeq names its product calmodulin-like. Gene Ontology annotation, molecular function: calcium ion binding. The transcript has 4 exons. The record is from RefSeq and is a predicted model, not a curated record. NCBI's taxonomy places the organism in Eukaryota, Metazoa, Chordata, Aves, Anseriformes, Anatidae. The annotation marks the transcript as partial.
AGUUCAAGGAGGCGUUCUCGCUCUUCGACAAGGACGGCGACGGCACCAUCACCACCAAGGAGCUGGGCACCGUCAUGCGCUCGCUGGGCCAGAACCCCACCGAGGCCGAGCUGCAGGACAUGAUCAACGAGGGGUGGACGGCCGACGCUUCCCCAGGCAACGGCACCAUCGACUUCCCCGAGUUCCUCACCAUGAUGGCGAGGAAGAUGAAGGACACGGACAGCGAGGAGGAGAUCCGCGAGGCUUUCCGCGUCUUCGACAAGGACGGGAACGGGUACAUCAGCGCGGCGGAGCUGCGGCACGUGAUGACCAACCUGGGGGAGAAGCUGACGGACGAGGAGGUGGAUGAGAUGAUCCGCGAGGCCGACAUCGACGGGGACGGGCAGGUCAACUACGAGGAGUUCGUGCAGAUGAUGACGGCGAAGUGAGGGGGGGGCACGAGGCCACCGGGGCCCCCUCGCUGCCAAUGCCUGUCCCCGCCACCGAGGGGUCCCCGCACCCCCCCCCCCCCCCCAAACCCACCGUUGGGGGACACCCAUAGGGGCUUUAUGGGGAGGGGGGAACCCCAACAGGGCAGAGGAAUCCUAUAUCCUCCAUAGGGGCUUUGGAAGGGGAUGUGGGGGGACCCCGUUUCCCCACGGGGGGCUUGAGGGGAACCCGGGGCGGGGGGGGGCAGGGUGUCUCCCAUUUCCCUAUGGAGGGUUUGAGGGGUCCGGGGCAGAUCCAGGGUCCCCCUCCCAAAACACGGCAGGACCCUUUUUUGCCCCAGGAGAACAUUUGGGGACAUUUCAGGGUGAUCUGGGGGUCUCAGGAGGGCUGGGGAUCCCUGGGUGUGGGGGACUGGGACCAGGCCAUGGUUUUGGGGUAUUUUGGGGGGAUUUGGAGGACCCUAACCCCCACCCCCUAUUUGGGCGCUGUCGUGGGCGGCCAAAGCUGUGAAAUAAAGCACUGGUUUUGCAGUUC